Molecule: messenger RNA, 903 nt
Organism: Microthlaspi erraticum
Lineage: Eukaryota; Viridiplantae; Streptophyta; Magnoliopsida; Brassicales; Brassicaceae
Source: the annotation of a GenBank genome assembly
AUGCCCGUAAGUCAGAUCUGGAGCCAGAAAUCUUCCCUUGCUGCUGAGCAAGCUGCAGCGGGAAGCUUUGACACUGCAAUGCGUCUGCUCCACAGACAGCUUGGCAUAAAGAACUUUGCGCCUCUGAAACGAUGUUUCUUGAUCUGUUCAGUGGCAGCCAUAGCUAUCUGCGUGCUUUGUCUUCAUCUCCUGUGGUUUCGCUUGCCAUUGAGCGUGGAUGGAACGAGUCUUCCAGUCCCAACGUCCGUGGCAUGCCAGCUCUUGUUUUUGAUUCUCUCAGCUAGAAGAGAAGCUCAAAUCUGGCUACAAAGCCACAACAGUGGGAAAUUCACAGAGGCUCUCCGUCUCUUCCUCUCAAUCCUCCAGACCAUCCCUCUAGUGGUAGUCGAGUCGAGAAGAGAAGUCGACGAGGUUAAGGAUCUGGUCUCUAUCGUUAAAGAAUACGUCCUGGGUCUUAAAAUGGAGCUUAAGAGAAGAGAGACGAAAGAUGACCCUGUGAGGCAGCAGGAGCUCGCUGCUUACUUCACUCACUGUGAACUCCAAGCUCCUCACCUACGGCUCGCCCUGCUCAGUGCAAUGGGAGUCUGCUACAAGGCAAAGAACCUCGCCACUGCUGACAAAUUCGCCAGGAGGUUGUUGGAAACAAGCCCAGUGGAGAGCCAGGCCAAGAUGGCUAGACAAGUUAUACAAGCUGCUGAACAGGACAGAAAGACGUUUCGUGUCCUUACUGCACCGCUCGUUUUGUACCAAGCCAGGAAGGAAACAUCUGCACGGUCUGUGAUCUUGCAGUCAUUGGCGCAGACGCAUCGGUUUGCUAUGCUCUCCAUCUCAAGUCCGGUGAACAAUUCAGUUUCAAAGUCUAUUCCAAUUGUGAGGUUCUAUUACUAUUUGAGGAGAGUAUGA